This is a messenger RNA of Haliotis rufescens (red abalone), 6533 nucleotides long. Its product is annotated as atrial natriuretic peptide-converting enzyme-like. Gene Ontology annotation, cellular component: membrane. Bases 582 to 3398 code for a protein of 938 amino acids. Gene Ontology annotation, biological process: proteolysis. The transcript has 20 exons. Gene Ontology annotation, molecular function: serine-type endopeptidase activity; protein binding. The record is from RefSeq and is a predicted model, not a curated record. Lineage: Eukaryota; Metazoa; Mollusca; Gastropoda; Lepetellida; Haliotidae.
UAGCCUCAGCGUGUACUCCACACAGCACCAUACUCAGUACACUGCACGCACAAUAGUAUGUAACGCUUCGCUUUCUCCGCUGUCCGGCGCUUCCACAGACCCUGUCAUACCAGCUGCGUUCGAUAGAAACGGCCCAUCUCAAAACAGGUGGCAGACGCUGAUGCCGCUCGACGUUGGAUCCUAGAACCACUUCUCGUGGCGUAACUGCACUGAUGAAGUGCGCUAGACUCUCCAAGUGGAAAGUAGAAGGUGUCAUAAAUACACCAUUUCCAACAUGUGAACAGGUUGAUUUGCUAAAUGGAAAGGCUAUUUAGCAUUUUGCAGGCAAUACAGUGAUAAGUGGAGUAAGACUAAGCCGAUUGGUGGGAAGCAGCACAGGAAAGAAGCGAGUGGCAAUACUGUGAUUACUUGCCCAUGUGACGGGAUCUGACAGGGUUGGUACUGUCACCGCUUGUGUUUACACACGGGAUCUUGCAGGGAUGUAACGUGUGUAUGAUAUCAGCAGACGUGGUGUGUUACUACGAUGUAAUGGCACCGGGUGAUGACCAACAGGUGGACAGACGGACUUACAGACACAUAGUAUGCGGAAUGACGACUUCACACUCCGCAAACUAAUGGGGCUGUGCUUACAGGCCUGUUACGACAACCCACUGUUUGAGGAGAACGAUGGAAAGGGGUGCAGGGGUAACAAGACCCCACCCCCCUCCGCCGCGGACCAGAAGGCUCAGGCUGCACGUGCCAAGGACUAUAUGCACUGCCGACCUCCUCAGCCUCACGAACAGAUCACCUUCAAAUCACCCAAAUCUAGCCGACGACGUCACAUAUGGAUUAUCGCCUUCGUCAUCCUCGCUGUCGCCAUCGUCGCUGUCGUCGUUGGGCUGCUUGUCCAUUUCCUCAAGGAGGAUAAGACGUCACAGCCAAUUCGCUCCACUUCCUCUCCUGUGAUAUACAGAUCUGAUAAGUUAAAAGGCAGCCUUCGGAUAGUGGAUGGACCUUUUUCGAAAUACAGGAAUGCGUAUCAGGACGUUCGAACCGACGCCUUUUUAGAUUUAAAAGGAUCCUUUAGGUAUCUGAUGAUGGGUGUCUUCCGGGACAGUGAUUUGAGAGAUGUGUAUAAUGAUACGGAUAUAUUACAAAUAAGACACGGUAGUGUAAUUAUUAGUUUUGUACUCGACUUCAAGACAUCAUUAGGUAUAACACGUGACACAGUAGAUCACGUGACCAGUAUAAUACAUACAGGCUUGGAAGGUUCCAUAUUCAAAAUAGAUCCGUCUUCGCUGAAGAUUUAUCUCGAAGUGCCAUUAAGUACGGAAGGCCCGGCAAUUCCAGCAACAUCAUGUGAGCCGAUGCGUCUACACCCCUGCGUCAACGGGACGAACUACCAUAGCACUAUGUAUCCUAAUGCGUUUGGUGACGUCACUCAGUCCCAGGCCAUAUCACGCUACAACCACUUCAAAGACUUCUUUGACAUUCCAUGCCAUGCAUACGCAAAGGACUUCUUCUGUUCUGCUUACACUCCCGAGUGCUACCUAAAUAGACCUAUACCUCCUUGUCGCAGCUACUGUGAGGAGGUGCGGUCCCGGUGUGUGGGCGCUUACCCCGACAACAUCACAUUCCCCGUGGACUGCUCCAGGCUGCCGGAGUCCUCCAACCCCACUGUCUGCAGACCCAGUUUAUAUGAACCGGGGAAAUGUAUACCAGUGCAGGAAGAGCUCUGUGAGGACGUGGGCUACAACUACACUUCCUUCCCCAACACCGUGGGCAGCUACGGGGAGAAGGAGGUGAAGGCCAACCUCACGACGAUUAUCAAGGGAAUCCAGUUUGCCACCCACUGCUUCAAAUACGCCAGACUCUUUGUCUGCGCGGCCUUCAUCCCCAAAUGCAGUGGGACAGGUCAUGUGCCCAAUCACAUCAUCCCGCCUUGUCGCAGUCUGUGCCAAGAAUUCAAGUCACGCUGUGAGAUUUACCUGCACAUCUUCUACCUUGGAUGGCCUCCCCAUCUGAACUGUACCAAGUUCCCCGAUUCCCCGGAUGAAAACAUCUGUAUUGGAUACGACGAGGCACACGAACUGCCGGAGAAAGGAGCAUGCAGGCGGGACGAAUUCCGGUGUGACAACGGCACGUGCAUCUCCAACCUCUGGGUGUGCGACGGCUACCAAGACUGCGCUGACAACAUGGACGAACACCACUGCGCAACUUGUGCUGCCAAUGAGCAUCUGUGCUCCGGAAACAGGAUGUGCGUUAACAAGAACUCCGUAUGUGACGGCGUCACUGACUGUGUCGGCGCUGUGGAGGAGUCUGAGUGUGUUCGCCUGGGGACCCACGCCCAACAGAGGAUAGUGGAAGCCAGGGACCCGGAGACGAACCAGUGGCUCCCUGUGUGCUCGGACGGCUGGAACAUGACCUUCAGCAACAUCGUCUGUAAUCAGCUAGGCUACAGGAUCGUACACAGCACGGUGUUUAAGGCCGGCUCAAGUCGACCGGCCGUUGUCCUCCAACCACGCAACAAUAACCAGGACCCACGGAAAAUACAGAGUUAUUUCAACUGGACGUCAAGCUGCUCCAACAAUGAGCACGUCAACAUCAUGUGUGAAGAUCCAAUCUGCGGCACCCGACCGGCAGUGUACCCGAACGCGCUAAGGAUUGUGGGUGGGGACGAGGUGCGACCGGGCACCUGGCCCUGGCUUGUCUCUCUGCACGGGGGCUCUGGCCAAAAGUUCUUCUGUGGGGGCAGCGUCAUCAAUGAACUGUUCAUCCUGACUGCGGCCCACUGUAUUGGGGGAGGAGGCGUGCCGUUUCUGCAAUGGACGAUUCAAGCAGGACACACGAGAAAAGAUACCUACUCCAGAUACCGGCAGGUCAGGAAAGGACAGAAGUUCUUCACCUACCCGGGCUACAACCACUACACUGUUGAGAACGACAUCGCCAUCAUCAAGCUGGACGAACCCCUCACGUUCAGUGACUACCUGCGACCAAUCUGUCUCCCCAAACAGGGUCAGCUCAUACCCGUCGGAACCAGAUGCAUCUCCGCCGGCUGGGGCAAGUCCAGUGAUACAGCAUUGGACUAUGAGCCUGCAGCGCGCCAGGUACAGCUGGACAUCGCGGAUUGGCACAGCUGUGAGGCGGCCGUACAACGCGCAGAGACCCCGGUGCCCUACAAACUGACCGAUAAUAUGAUUUGCGCAGGUGGCUCGGAUGGAUUUGACGCUUGCGCGGGUGACAGUGGCGGUCCGUUCGUGUGCAUGAAGCCCAACACGACCAAUGUGUGGUUCCAGGCGGGGAUAGUAUCGUGGGGGAUCGGAUGCGCCAUCCCCAACGCGCCGGGAGUGUACACAGAACUACCCCUUUAUGUUAACUGGAUAAACGAGGUCAUCGCCAACAACACCGACCCGUCGUGAUGGACGUGAACUACGGGGAGAUGCUGAGGAUGGGGGGAGUGACCACCCCCACUCCAUCAGUUGAACAACUUGCUCAAACUCUAGAAUCAGAAACAUGUCCUAUAAGAAUACAGGUUGCAUUAUUGCCAUACAGAAUAACUAAUGACACUGGAGCCCCAAACAUGGAUAGCCAUGUCGGGCACGAUUCUUUUAACACCAGCAGAACUGGUAUUUCCGUGUUGUGUAUUCGAGAUGUAACUAUGACGCCAUAAUGGACUGUGUCUGUUGACAGUUAUAUUGAGCUGUGGAGAUGACAUCAUCAACACGUUAACUCAGCGGCAGUGUCUCAAGCGUGCAACAUCCCGGCGAGCGUUUCCUGAAUAUUUCAUGAACCCGGGCUAUGACGCAAAUAUUACAGCAUCGGACUAUGUAAUAGAGGCGUUUGAUGGUGUGUGACUCCACUCGCGGUUACAACCGUAAGGAGCUGUCGUUACAUGUUACAUUCUGACGUAAUGCCAAACAGCAUUCAGGUGAAAUCGUGUUGAAAGUACAUUUGGUGACAUAUAUUGGUAAUUAACAUUUCAGAGACAUUUUGCAUUUCAGUUGAUUUCUAUUCCCACAAGGCACGGGUGUGACUCUCCUGUUUCGAUGGGCAAUGGUAUAACGUGAACUCUGCGCUUGUUUGCUGUAAAUAAGUUAUUAUUUUACAUUAGACCGAGCCUGCAUUGUGGAUAGUGUCGUGGCUCCAUCAUGCGUUGGAAACAUAUUGAUUGUUUUGUACAUUUAUUUCAUGUCAGAUCAGACUGGGUAUUUCAGUCUUGGUUGCACGCACAUGCGCGGUAUGUGUUGUCGGUUGUGCCAAUGUGAGACCAUAUCGUCAUGCAUUAAUUGAAACCAAAUUACUACCUGAUAAUGAUGUGGUCCAAGACUGACCGUCGGCUGGUUGAAACAGAAUAACAUCAUAUACACUUGUUGAGACCACUUACAAAGGCUGAACAUGUGUUAAUCGGUAAUGUUCAUAGUCAUUAAUGGUGUUUCAUUUGAUGUCAUUUGAUGUCAUUUUCGAUGCAUUUAUUUUCAAAAUGUUCAAUCAUUGAUAAGCAUGUUCCACUUUUUGAAGAGACUGUUAACACAGGUGUGGUCAUAGUAGGUCAGCUAUCUCAUCUCCUGCUUGUCCAACCUACUGAUGACAUCUACGCUGCCAUGCACGGAGACCACAACACCUGUAGCAGCACACGACUUUGACCAACCCAUUUGGAAACGAGCUGUGUGUUUGUAUUGCCAGGGCUCGUUUAACAACGUUAUCUUCGCUUUAUGAUUGUGGCUAACUAUGUAAGUACUGGAGUUAUGACAGGUUAGUGUUGACAUGGCUCGCUGGAACACCGAACAAAGACUAUAAUCCCAGUUGUCAGUGUUCCUUAGAUAAUCAAGAGUCACGUGUCCUUUGCUUGAUUGAAUAAUUCGAUCUAUUUUACAAAUUUGCUGAUUCUAUCUGUUUCUAUUCAUAAGUUGUGUUCAGAAGUCAUUUUUGCAAAAAAAACUACUGAUAUUUUUGAAACAUUCUCGUAUUUCCUCUGACUCCAUUUUGAAAUUAAUUCAUUCAAGUGACUAUCACGUAGUAUUUAGCCUAGCCGGAGUCUCUCAGCUGUAUUCUCUAGAUCAUGGUAUUUCUGUUAAGUCAAAACAAUCUAUGUUCAAAUUAGCCACGAUAUCAUUCAAACUUUCUGCGGCAUGAUUUGGCGGUACUUGGGCUACAGUGACGUAUAACUACGCCAAUACCUCCACAGUUUCAUAUAGUGAGCAGUUUCAAGAACUCCUUUGACAGUUGCUGAACCAGGGUUCAUUCUAACAUGCACGUCAUAUUGUCGCCAUGCGUCAUUACCAUGAACGAGAAUGGUGAUCUUUGGGUAGUAUCUAUCUAUAUCUUCUCAAUGCCACACGAGCCAGAUAUCAUAAAAUAAACUCAAUAUAUAUCACUGUAUUCUUAAUAAUCACUUGUAGUAUAGAACUUGAAGGUUAGUGACGAUAAUAUCAACGUUCUUUGUAUCAAGCAUCAUAUGUAUCGCCUUCCAAUACACGGUCACUCUUAACUUGCGUACUACCAGUAUGCCGUAACUACCGCCAUCACCGUCAUAGAAUGACCUUGACCUUGGCUCGACACACGGGCAAGGCAAGACAUCUCUGUGUGCAACUUUUCCAACCGCAAAGCUCGCAAUUAACAUAACAUGAAAGUGAUUUCCGAGAUUAAAACUGAAAACAUACAGAGCCAUUUAAUUGAAGAACCGUACCAGCUAAACACAUACAACAAACGCCGUUCUAACGAAUUGAUAAGCUUGUACGUAAAACUCAUUCAACUGUCCAAGUGUGUUUUAUGUGCCCAGUCAUCGAUGUUGACAGUCGUGAUUUUUGUGAUUAAAGCGAGCCAUGUGACGUAAAUUCGUGAUGUUACAUUUCACAAAACGUACUCUGUGACACGAGAGCGAGGCUUGUUUUGUUCCAAACCCUGCAAUGGCAUUAUUAGGUACGGCUUUAUCGUAUACAGAGAAACCUUGCUAAUCCGGACGGCAGAGUACCCAAUGCAGUAGUCCGAAUUAACGGGGAUUCGGACUGACGACAUGUUCUCUGUACACUGACGUGAUGUGUUUCACAAGAGCCUGGGGCUCGUUCCACAAAGCGAUCUUAGCGCUAAGAUCAUCGCAAGGCUUUGUUAAAGUUUGGGAGUUAAAUAGCCUUUGCGCUAAGAUCGCUUUGAGGCACGGGACCCUGAUAACUUCUAUGUAUGUUCAGCCUUGACGGUGCCUGACAAGGGCUCCCAGGGAACACGUCACCAGUAGCCACACCCCGUGUUGUGUCAUGCAUGCUUGGUGUCCCGGCUCACAUGCCCGCCUUUAUAUAUUAUGGCGAAUCCCCUUGUGUUUUCUCUUUGCACUUUGUCAUAUUUUUAAAGUUUAUCAUGUGUCAUUAAUAUUGUUAUAACAGUUCAUAUAUUUCGUCCAUGUUACGUAGAGUAUUUGUAUUCAUUAUCAAUCAGAUUUUUAUUACCGCAUAUAUGUUUAAAUACACUAUAGAUACUUUUUCAAACAGUUUAUUUUAGAAGAUUACGUGUGAAUAAAAGCGUUGUAAUUAAUCAGUACAUUAAAAUUGCUUGAAACACAA